AUGAAGUACUUUGGCCCAUUUGAAGUGAUUGAGCGAAUUGGAGCAGUGGCAUACAAGUUAAAGUUGACUGAAACAACUUGUAUACAUCCGGUGCUUCAUAUUUCGGUGUUGAAAAAGUUUGUUGGUAGUUCAAAGCAACCUUACUUACCAUUACCACUUGCAAUGAGUGCUAAUGGUCCAAUAGUACAACCCAUAGCAGUGAUGGAUUCAAGGCCAUCAUCACAUCUACAUAUAUUUUACAUCAUUAAUACAUACUUCUUCACCUCACACCUCCCUUCAGCCGGAGCCGAUGCCGUCACCGACAGAGACGGCGCCGCCAUUCGAAACGGCGGCACAUACCACAUCCUACCCCUCUUCGGGGUAAAGAACGGCGGACUAGAACUCGCCGCCACCGGAAACGAAACCUGUCCACUCACCGUGGUGCAAUCUCGCACUGCUCAGAUUUUCAGGGGCCUCCCAGUAAGAAUCUCAUCCCCUUAUCGAAUCGCUUACAUCUCCGAAGGCCUUAUUCUGAACCUCGCCUUCGCUUCUUCGCCGUCGUGUGCCCCCACUCCUCCGAACUGGACCGUUGUUAAAGGUCUACCAGAAGGGCAAGGUGUGAAACUACCCGGGUACGGGAGGAGCACGGUGAGUGGCUGGUUUAAGAUCGAGAAAUCUUCCCUUGAAUACUUGUACAAGCUUGUCUUCUGCGCACGUGCCAGCAAAGCGUGUGGGGAAAUUGGGAUCAGUGUUGAUGAUGAGGGAAUCAACCGUUUGGUUCUGACUGAGGAGGAGGGUGAUGGUAUCAUUGUUGAGUUUAUGAAAGCUAGUUCAGUUUCUGCUUGAAAAACGAAACAUGUGAAAGAAUAGUGUACUUUCUCCUAGUGUGAACGAGAGAGAGUAUGUAUGAUAAAUAAAUUAUUCUAAACUCACGACUAUGAACUAUGACAGCCCA
Messenger RNA from Glycine soja, 934 nucleotides. RefSeq names its product trypsin inhibitor B-like. Bases 1 to 825 code for a protein of 274 amino acids. Lineage: Eukaryota; Viridiplantae; Streptophyta; Magnoliopsida; Fabales; Fabaceae. The record is from RefSeq and is a predicted model, not a curated record. Gene Ontology annotation, molecular function: endopeptidase inhibitor activity. The transcript has 2 exons.